UAUCUUAUGUUGGGCGUUGGUCGGGUCGACCCCCAAAAGGAUGGCCGAAAACUGCAUCAACACACGCGUCUUGACUGGGGUUGUAUUCAGGUCUAUUCGCGUUCAUAACAAAAUUGAUCGAUCACAACCAACAGCUCUGCAUUCAUGUCCACUAGGCGGAGGAUCGGCGUCAGCAUCGCAACAACAGAGGUUGCAAGACGCCAAUUGAUGCAGCCAGUUGUUUGCUGGGAGAAAGUAUGGACCGUUCCAGAAAAUGCUGCUCCAAAUUCCUCUAUGAAGAUCUACAAGUGGAUGAAGACGGACAGAAAACAACAAUUUAGCGAUGAUGAAGGAGAAGUGGACGAACCACUAGCACCCCUUCCUGAUGAACCUGAGGUGGUGGAAGGAGACGAAGAGAUGGACCAGGAUGAGCCAACCGCCUCUGCAGUUCCCGACGCAGAAGCACCUGUAUUGGACACGGAGACGAACUCAGUUAUUCAGGAAAUUCCGUCGGAACCCCAAACCAAACCAUCCUCUCCGACACCUCCUACACUUUCACUCCAAGCUCCUGAACCUAUAUUAGUCACAGAGCAAGUUGCGGACAUGUUGGACGAGUCACUCAAGGCUCUCGAUGGCGACGUGGAUAUCGAACUCGGUGUACACGAGAACGCCAAUCUGGAAGAGGUUGGAGACCUGGAUAUGGGAGUGCUCGGGCCUGAUGGAACUGCUUUCGAAGCCGUUCAUGACCUCAGUCAAAUUGAAAGUGGCGACGCAUUAUUGGGUGGACCUCUAAUGGAUGACACAGUCGAUCCAUUUGCUCUAAACCCGAAUGAUGAUGAGUCUGCUGGGGGAACAGCUCAAUGACCUCUUCUGCUUUGAUUGCCCCAGUUCACCACUUGAUCAGUCGUUGCUCCUCGCGCGCAAGUUGCCAGUCCAUUCUUGCAAGAGACAUUCACGCCGAAGACACUGAAACCGAAACAACACUCCUGAAAUCGACGGCGCUCGGUCCUGUGCUGCUCAUGAUGUUACAGUGCAAGAGAGUAGUCGAGGUUACAUUCGUUACACUGCGGAAGGAGGUUGUAAUGGAUGUGGGCAAUAUUGUACUACAUCAUACUUCUGGAUCUCCGUAGACGCUUGCCUUAGACCUGCAUGUAAUGGCCUAGCAGACCGGUACAGGACUUGAUGUUGACUUGGGGGUUUUGAGCUCGGAGCUUUGUACAAUAUUUCAAGCUGAGCUUCUCGUGUCAAUCCUAUAAAAGGUUGGCCGCAGUA
Molecule: messenger RNA, 1251 nt
Organism: Suillus paluster
Lineage: Eukaryota; Fungi; Basidiomycota; Agaricomycetes; Boletales; Suillaceae
Exons: 3
Coding region: 145-843 (232 amino acids)
Source: RefSeq, a predicted model, not a curated record